AUGGCUACACUGGCUUGCGACAUUUGCAGAUCAAGAAAGACUCGCUGUGAUGAAGAUCGACCAAGAUGCGGUUACUGCAGGAACAUGAAUUUGGAGUGCACUUAUCAGGCACCGCGAAAUACGAAGAAAGAUCAGUCUUUAACAUUAGCCAUCAAUGCCAUUCGGAGGCUGGAAGCAAAGAUCGAAGAUCUGACGACGGCAAUUAAUACUCCCAAGCCUUCGUCUGCUAUUCCACUCUCACCAGCAGGACCUAUCAAUGACCACCAAUCACCUCAUACCCUGUUCUCACAACCCAGUCCAGGAUAUCAUGUCUCAACAAUACCAUCUCAUCACUCCCAGAACGGUAAAUUGAGUAUACAUGAGUUGGCAAUGUCGCCACAAGUUGUGGGAACUCCUGUCAAAAGUCCUUUCCCGGUCAUAGAAGUCCAAGGUGCUGUGGAUCUUUCCUUCAGUCAGCAUCGUGUCGCGCUCUGGCCCGCCAUACAACAGAUUCUCCCCACUGGAUUUGUCUCUGUUCGAGCAGAGCUUCCAGAGGACUACAUAGUCGACAUCGAGAAUCGAAGAGCGCAGUUACCGAUACACAUCGAUCGUCCAUACGGCACCGCCCCGGAAAGUUGGUUGAUGAGCCUUCCACAGUCGGCAGUGAAAGGACUUGCGGAUGCGUACUUUGCCGUUUUUCAUCGCAACAUGCCAAUCCUUGACAAGUAUCAUUUCUUCUCAAGUACGCUAGGCACAGCUAUGGAGAACGAAUUCGGGUAUGAUGUUGAAACUGCGCUAGUGCUCAACGUGCUCGCAUUGGGUUGCCUAGCUGUCAAAGCUCAUGAGGAAGGGGACUUCGCUCUUCCUUCGCGUCACUCUGCAGCCAGACCUGGCUUUGAACACCCAGACUGGUACGAACUUGUUGCAGAUGACCCACCGGGCCUCAAGUUUUUCAACGAAGCGAGACACCGAUUCGGUUUUCUCAUGUGCGAGAAUGAUAUACAAGCGGGCCAAUUCUACAUGCUUUCGACGCUCUACUAUGCCCAGAUCCUGCGACCUCUCGAUUCAUGGACCACCGUGAAUCGGGCAGCCCUCUGCUGCGCUAGCAUUCUUACCCGUUCGGGGGCAGUCGACUACGAUACAUGGGAAGGUGACAUGCUAUCGCGCCUCUUCUGGUGUACUCUGAUGUACGAAACUGUCAUUAUACAGGAACUCGACUUACUUCCACACAGUGGACUAUUGGACUAUGAGCCAGAUACGCCUCUACCAAAGUUCACCCAAUGCCCACGGCCAAAGACUUCUAUAUCGGGAUUGCUCACUGAUGAAGACGACUCUUUCUUCAAUUUCCACUUCCUCGCUCAGGCCGCUCAUCGCAUUAUUCUGACACGCGUGAAGCAGAGUUUGUACACGUUUGCUGAGAAGGAUAGCUACCCCAGCGCCAGCUUAACAGCCGAAAUGCAUCACCAACUCGAGCAAUGGCGCGCAAACCUCCCACCGUCUCUUCAAUUCUUGGACAAUGACAACGCCAGUGACUCUCCCAGCCCUGCACAUGUUAUCGCAAAAGCCAUGCUACGAAGCCGCUACCUCGUCGCAAAAUUCCACAUCGGCCGCCCAUUUCUCUACAAAGCGCUGCACGCGCCAGCAUACACCAGUGAUGCAGAGUACGACGAGGUGCGCGAGGGCCUUCGAGGGGGCAUGUACUGGCCGACUACCAUGGGGCUUUGCACCCAGAUGUUGUCGGCUCUACCAAUAAAAUUUGGAUGGUGUUGUCAGUGCUUCGGACAGGUGCUAUUGUUUCACGCCGUAGCGCGGUCGCCAGACCCAAAGUUGCGAGAAACGCUGCCGGAGGGAUGGCGCGAGUGGGUAAGCAUCAUGAUGACACUUAUCGAGAGUUGUGCGAGGAAUAGUCCUGGUAUCGCAAAAGACUACGAGCUAUUGCGCUUGCUGGAUGCCUAA
Molecule: messenger RNA, 1935 nt
Organism: Alternaria postmessia
Lineage: Eukaryota; Fungi; Ascomycota; Dothideomycetes; Pleosporales; Pleosporaceae
Exons: 2
Coding region: 1-1935 (644 amino acids)
Biological process (GO): DNA-templated transcription; regulation of DNA-templated transcription
Molecular function (GO): zinc ion binding; DNA binding; DNA-binding transcription factor activity, RNA polymerase II-specific
Source: RefSeq, a predicted model, not a curated record